Helicoverpa zea (corn earworm) is the source of this 393-nucleotide messenger RNA. Its product is annotated as cuticle protein 7-like. The transcript is spliced from 4 exons. The record is from RefSeq and is a predicted model, not a curated record. NCBI's taxonomy places the organism in Eukaryota, Metazoa, Arthropoda, Insecta, Lepidoptera, Noctuidae. Gene Ontology annotation, cellular component: extracellular matrix. Bases 1 to 393 code for a protein of 130 amino acids.
AUGUACUCAAAGGUAGUAUUGAUCCUAGCAGUAACCGCUUUAGUAGCAGUCUCAGCGGAGUACGGUCACUCAUCACAGCACUUCACCAAACACGAUGGCCAUCACCAGCUCGUGCAUAUAGCUGAGCAUGGACACGAUGGUCAUCAUCACGGACACCAUGAACAUCACCAUGUUGAUUAUUACGCUCAUCCAAAAUACGAGUUCAAGUAUGAAGUAAAGGACCCUCACACGGGAGACCACAAGGAGCAUCACGAGCACCGCGACGGUGACAGCGUGAAGGGACACUACUCUUUCCACGAACCUGAUGGUUCUAUCAGACAUGUACAUUACCAUGCUGAUAAGAAGACUGGUUUCCACGCAGAAGUGACCCAUGAACAUCACUUCCAUCAUUAG